Molecule: messenger RNA, 2657 nt
Organism: Ipomoea nil (Japanese morning glory)
Lineage: Eukaryota; Viridiplantae; Streptophyta; Magnoliopsida; Solanales; Convolvulaceae
Product: translation initiation factor eIF-2B subunit delta
Exons: 7
Coding region: 308-2263 (651 amino acids)
Source: RefSeq, a predicted model, not a curated record
UGGAGAAUAGACAUUUUACUAACAUUAUCAUUUCCGUAUUUCAACUGAUUACUACUACGAAAGAAGGAACAUUUUGGCUGCGGUCCCAAGUCCAACUCCAUCACUGCUCGAAAACCCUCCUCCACCUGAAACCACCAACGCCACCGCGAUUUGAUUCUUCGGCCCACCUAAACCCUAGUUCUCUCCGCCGAUAUCUCUCUCCUCUAUUCCCCACUUCUUCUCUCUAUCUCCCGUCUCCCCUUCCUUCGUAUGGCCUUAUAGCGCCCGCGAUUGCAUCAUCGCCGCAUUCCAACGCGACAUCCAUCCAAUGGACUCUCGCCGAGUUUCGCGGGCCGUGAGCGACCCGAAGGUCCGUCAAGUUGGGUUCUUCGCUCCCGGAGCCCCGCCGGACCGUUCCCAAUCGGGUCCGCCCGAUCCAACGUCAUCCUCUCCGCCCGUAUCCGAUAUAUCCCCGUCCGGUAACUCGCUGUCUCCCGUGAUGAUUCCGCCGCCGCGCCACUUGUCGUCUGACCUCUCUCGCGCGGCGGCUCACUUCCCUCCGGUUCCGCUCUCCCCGUCCCCGCUCCACCGCGACUCCAUCCCGGUCGGCAGCUACAAUCCCUCGGAAUUCACUUCCCCUACUGCGUCUGACUUCACCGAGGAUGCUCUUUCGCUGAGCCGAGCUGGCAAGGGAGAUUCUGGAAAGUUCGCGACCUCGCUUCCUACUGGUGGAUUCGACAUGACGGGCGCUAAGCAGAACAACAGCUUUCGCUCUGCUGGUUUAACCACAGUUUCCAUUGUGAACGAACCUCCAGAGGUAGCAGAGAAAGAUGGACGAGCAUCUGCUGCAGCACAUAAAGAGCGAGCAGCAAGUUCAAAACCAUUGAAGGAGAAAACCACCAAGGCUGAAAGGCGCGCCAUUCAGGAGGCUCAACGGGCUGCAAAAGCUGCAGCUAAAGCUGAUGGAAGUAAGAUUGCUCCUGCUGCUUCUGGAGAAGUUACUUCUGCAAGUGCAAACUCUGGAAAGGCUUCUAAGGCUCCUAUUCAAAGGAAAGACAGCUCUCCAGUUCCAACUUCUGAAAAAAGAGGUAGUGAUCGUCCAGCUGAUAAAGAUAGGAAAAAAGACGUGCCUCAUCCACGCAUGCAGUUUGAUGACAAGAGCCGCGUGGAAAAGGCAAAGAAGCGUUCAGUAGUAACACAAACUGAAGCAAGGAAUAGGGUUGAACUAUUUAGACACCUGCCUCAAUAUGAACAUGGAACACGGCUUCCUGAGCUUGAGUCAAAGUUCUUCCAACUUGAUCCAGUUCAUCCUGCUGUAUUUAAGGUUGGGCUAAGGUACUUGGCUGGAGAUAUAUCUGGUGGUAAUGCCCGCUGUAUUGCUAUGCUUCAAGCUUUCCAAGAAUCAAUCAAAGACUACUCGACCCCACCAGAAAAGGCUCUAAUCAGGGACUUGACUACAAAAAUUAAUUGUUACGUGUCAUUUCUAAUUGGAUGCAGGCCACUCUCAAUCACUAUGGGAAAUGCAAUUAGGUUUCUUAAAACUAAGAUUGCCAAAUUACCUUUGACUUUGUCAGAAUCAGAAGCAAAAGUAACUCUUAUAACAGAUAUUGACCAUUUUAUAAAUGAGAAGAUAAUAAUUGCAGAUAAGGUAAUAGUCAAACAUGCAGUAACCAAGAUCAGAGAUGGUGAUGUUCUUCUCACAUAUGGAUCAUCUUCUGCUGUUGAAAUGAUAUUUUCACAUGCUCAUGAGCUUGGUAGGGACUUCCGUGUUAUAGUAGUGGAUUCACGUCCAAAACUUGAAGGGAGAUUACUGCUUCGUAGGUUGGUUGCAAAGGGUAUUAACUGUACAUAUACUCAUAUAAAUGCGGUUUCCUACAUUAUGCAUGAAGCUACUCGAGUAUUUCUGGGUGCCGCAUCAAUUUUGUCCAAUGGAACUGUUUACUCAAGGGUUGGCACUGCAUGUGUUGCUAUGGUUGCUCAUCAAUUCCGUGUUCCUGUCCUGAUAUGUUGUGAAGCAUAUAAAUUUCAUGAAAGGGUUCAACUUGACUCAAUUUGUUCUAAUGAACUUGGUGAUCCAGAAGCAAUUGCAAAUGUUCCUGGUGGUAAGGCAGUCAAACAUUUGGAUAAUUGGUCUAGUAGUGAAAAUCUACAACUUCUGAAUCUGAUUUAUGAUGCAACACCAGCGGAUUAUGUGUCAAUGAUAAUCACAGAUUAUGGAAUGAUUCCUCCAACAAGUGUUCCUGUCAUUGUUCGAGAAUACCGCAGAGAACACUUGUGGACUUAGAGGGCACCAGGAAAUGUCAGAGCUUCAAGGGUUAAUACAGGAGCGAUUUUGAUCUCAGCCCGGUGUCAAUUGCUGUUGGAGUCCCCUAUCUUGCUGAGGAAGCAAUUUGAGGCAUCUGCUGUGAACACUAAAAUUUCUUUUGCAUCCGUAGUUUAAUUCUUGGUUCUCGUGGAAUAAUAAUUUGUCUUGUGAUGUACUCGAGAUUUUGGAUUUCCCAUUUUUACAUGACCCCGUGAAGAGAGCGAUUGGUCCGCCUCUCAGGGUAGAGUUUUUGAAACACUUCAAUUUUCUUAAGAGGCUGUUAUUGGAAAACAUCAAUUUUGUUCUCAUUCUUUUCUCCCUUGCUACUGUUUGCAAAGUUGAGAAGUAAAAGCUUUUACAAGUUUUGCUUUCU